GGUCGGAGUGGGUGGGCUCGAACGUCGAGGUAGAAGGAGGGGCUCUCCCAGAGCAACGGCCCGAGGAGCGGCCCCUGCGUUCUUCCCUCGGGAACUCCAGCGUUGCUGUCCUGGGGUGGCUGAGUUCCCCACCGCCUCGGAAUCUCGGCUGCCGCCCACCUGGGACCUGGCCCGGAAGAGGAUGGACACAGACCGGCCAAGAGGCCAGAUAGGUCCCAGGGACAGGGGAGCGAGGGGCCUAUACGUAGAGAGAACGUAUUGCCACGUCUGAAAAUAGGGAAAGGACAUUGAAAGAGAAGCCUUUGAUAGAAGCGCCUGUGCCGUCUGGGACCACAGGCCCGUCUGAAUCUGACCAGAAGUCUGAUGGCAGUACUCACAGUAGGCAGUCUUGCAUAUACACAAGAUGGAACUAGUCUUAAGGGCCUUCCUACCAGAUUGAAUUGGGAUAGUCAUGGAAAGAAUAAUCUUCCAGAAUUAAGUAGGUAAUACUCAUCUUGGCCCUGGAAAGACAGGAAGAAGCUUUUGAAACAUAAAGCUUAAAUGGGGUUUGACCUCAGCUGGGCAGCUCCCAGCUAUAGGAGUUCCCCUGCUGAGCAGAGAAGAUGACUGCAGAAUUGAGAGAAGAAGCCAUGGCAGUACCCCCAUGGGGCCCAGUGAAGGUGAAAAAGGAGGAGGAGGAAGAAGAAAACUUCCCAGGUCAGGCAUCCAGCCAACAAGUGCACUCUGAGAACAUCGAAGUCUGGGCCCGGGGGGAGGGUCUUCAAACAGGACUUGAGGGAUCAGAAGAGGAAGAAAAGGGUCAGAACAUAUUCUGGGACAUGGCGGUAGUCCUGAAAGCAACUCAGGAGGCACCUGCUGCUUCACCCCUUGGCAGCUACUCAUUACCGGCGACUCUGGCCAAGAGUGAGAUACUGGAGACUCAUGGGACCAUGAGCUUUCUAGGUGCUGAAACCAAGAACCUACAGUUACUGGUUCCAAAAACUGAGAUAUGUGAGGAAGCUGAAAAACCCCUCAUGUUAUCAGGAAGAAUUCAGAAAGCUGAUCCUCAAAGACCUGAGUUAGAAGAAGCUUGCGAAAAAGGAAGCAUGUUAAAGAGACAGAGAAUAAAGAGGGAAAAGAAAGAUUUCAGACAAAUGAUAGUGAAUGACUGUCACUUACCUAAAAGCUUCAAAGAAGAGGAAGAUCAGAAAUGUAAGAAAUCUGGGGGAAAAUACAGCCUUAAUUCUGGCACUGUUAAAAAUCCAAAAACCCAGCUUGGGCAAAAACCUUUUACGUGUAGCGUGUGUGGGAAAGGAUUUAGUCAGAGUGCAAACCUCGUUGUGCAUCAGCGAAUCCACACUGGGGAGAAACCCUUUGAAUGUCAUGAAUGUGGGAAGGCCUUCAUUCAGAGUGCAAAUCUUGUUGUGCAUCAGAGAAUCCACACUGGACAGAAACCUUAUGUUUGCUCAAAAUGUGGAAAAGCCUUCACUCAGAGUUCAAAUCUGACUGUACAUCAAAAAAUCCACUCCUUAGAAAAAACUUUUAAGUGCAGUGAAUGUGAGAAAGCCUUUAGUUAUAGCUCACAACUUGCUCGGCACCAGAAAGUCCACAUUACAGAAAAAUGCUAUGAAUGUAAUGAGUGUGGGAAAACGUUUACUAGGAGCUCAAACCUCAUUGUCCACCAGAGGAUCCACACUGGAGAGAAGCCCUUUGCCUGUAAUCAUUGUGGCAAAGCCUUUACCCAGAGUGCAAAUCUUAUUGUGCAUCAGCGAAGCCAUACUGGUGAGAAGCCAUAUGAGUGUAAAGAGUGUGGGAAAGCCUUUAGUUGUUUUUCACACCUUAUUGUGCACCAGAGAAUUCACACUGCAGAGAAACCUUACGACUGCAGCGAAUGUGGGAAAGCCUUUAGUCAGCUCUCUUGCCUUAUUGUCCACCAGAGAAUUCACAGUGGAGAUCUUCCUUAUGUGUGUAAUGAAUGUGGGAAGGCCUUCACAUGUAGCUCGUACCUACUUAUUCAUCAGAGAAUCCAUAAUGGAGAAAAACCUUACACGUGUAAUGAAUGUGGGAAGGCCUUCAGACAGAGGUCAAGCCUCACUGUGCACCAGAGAAUCCACACUGGGGAGAAGCCCUACAAAUGUGAGAAGUGUGGUGCAGCUUUCAUUUCUAACUCACACCUCAUGCGACACCACAGAACCCAUCUUGUUGAAUAACAAGGAAUAAAGGGGAAGACGAGCAUUGGUCAUAACCUUCUGCCUCCAAAUGAGACCCCUCUUUGCUGUUUCUUCCUCCUUUAUAAAAGUGAGGCCUAUGUCCUUAAAAGUUACAGUUUUCAGGAGUGCAGCACAAAACACAAGAUAAGCAUUUCAGAGGAUAAUUUAAAGAAAACAAAAGGAAGCACCUAAAGGCAAGGACUUUGUUUUAACUGUACCUUAAGCGGUCAUGUUUUCUGAAAUGGAAUGUGGCUUUCUUAGGAAUAGGUCAUACACAGCUAAGUGGUAAUGAUGCUGUUUGGGGAAGGCCUUUUUUGCUUAAUUUUGUUUUUUAAAACUCUGAUUGUUCCUUGAGCAACAAACAGGCGGUUAUCUGCCUGUUUGAAUUCUGGUUGAACUGUGUAUUCUGGUAUUUCUGGUUAAGUGGUGACUAGGUAAGGAAUCUACUUGGGUUAGCAAUUCAGCAGUUCAUUUAUGAACAUUUAUAAGCUUUCCAUUUCCUAGGUAAUUUUUAAAAAGCCAGUCAAAAAAACUGUCUACUGUACCUAAAAUGGACAGAAAAAGGAAAUGGCCCUUUUCCUUACUGUCUAUACCUCCUGAACCUUGGUAUUGUAAAGCUCUGGGGACCUCUGAGUCUGUUCUGACCAUUUCCUAGUCUGCAUGGCCAAGCACUCAAGGAUUGAUGGACACCACACACCAGCUAUGUAUUUGCUAAGGUCGACAGCUCCUUCUCCAAACUACUCAUACCCCUAAUUCCGAUCGCAUUCCAUUUGGGUGAGAUGCAAUUAGCAGCCCCCUUCCUGGAUAAAGGAGUCAAAGAAUAAAGCUUGCCUAGAGGCAUGCCCCAGUUGUCUCUGCUGUCAUUCUGCUCAAGUCCAGCCAGGGGUCUCAGUUUAGGUUUCGUUCUCACAUUCUGGAUGGUGUUUAGAAGAAAUGACAGAGCUCUUCUCAUUCUGAGAGGACCAAAGAGGGAAAGUGAAGGGAGAGGGGAGGUGGAAGUAAGAUUCCUAAGGUCUUAAUUUGUUUUUUUGAGAAGUUCAGAGGAACUGGAAUAUGAAAACUUUUAGAAGGAUGAAGAAACUGGCCAAGGUAAGAUAUCUUUGUUACCAUUGAGCCUUUACUCCUGGAAAAUGAUUUAUAAAACUAUGCAAUAGGCAGCGUUAUGUAAUCAUAUUGUCUUGUAUUUAUAUAGAACUUGUAUUCUUUAUUGUAUGUGUACCUUCCUGUAUUGAUCACGAUACAUGGCACAUAUUUCACACUUUCACAUAGGUCACUACCUUGGUCCUUACAACACUGAAAGAGGUGGUUGCCCGUUUACCUGAGAAUGGUAAUUUAGUGCAAGGCCAAGGAACAAGUGACAGCCUUAUAUCCAAGUCCAGGGCCUGAAUCCUGUGUGUCUGUUCUGACUUGCCACUUGCCUAACCACCUGGAAUUCCCAUGCAGACCUGUGGGGGAGACAAAGUAUGUUGUAUCAUUUUUCAGGUGAGGAUGCUGAUGUGAAAGAUUUUGGGGUGUGCUUUAGGCACUGUGACCAGAGCAGCAGCAACCCUAAGACUAGAAUUUGGUUCUCCUGAUUUCUGGCUCUGUCCCUCCACCCUGUUCUAAUGACUUAGGGCAUGCAAGAGCAUUUAUCAUAAAUGCUGAGCCUGAUGCAGCUCUCAUGCAGAAGUCCCAUGGAUUCAUUAUCACAUUUCUACAAGACCAAAUAUUAAUCACAUAGUGUUUUCUAGUUUACAGAUAAUUUUUUUUUUUAGAUGGAGUCUUGCUUGCUCUGUUGCUUAGGCUGGAGUGCAGUGGCACGAUCUUGGCUCACUGCAACCUCUGCCUCCCAGGUUCAAGUAAUUCUGCCUCGGUCUCUGGAGUAGCUGAGACUACAGGUGUGUGCCACAACACCUGGCUAAUUUUUUUGUAUUUUUAGUAAAGAUGAGGUUGUAGUAUGUUGACCGGGCUGGUCUUGAACUCCUGACCUCAGGUGAUCCACCUGCCUCGGCCUCCCAGAGUGCCAGGAUUACAGGUGUGAGCCAGCAUGCCUAGCCUACAGUGCACUUUCACAUACAGAAGGCAUACCCAAGAAAGCUUAUUAAUUUCCUCUUUUUCUUCCUUCCUCUAGUUUUUUUGUCAAAACAUAUGCAACUUAUUUUCCCAGUUUCACUCUAAAUCAUAGAGACAGAAAUACAGGAAGUCAAAAGUAUUCAAAAGUAGGAUCAAAUACUCAUGCCCUAACCGAUCCUAACAGUGACUGUUCAGUCUCCCUGAUGGAAUGGGAAGACCUAAAGAUAACACCAUGUGUCUCUGCUGAGAGUAGGAACAAGUUAAUUUUUUUCCCCAGACUUAUCGGGAGGCUAAGACUAGCAGGAGAGCAUGUCUGAAGAUUUGGGUAACUGUGACUUUGACCCACCAAGAAACCAAAGCUGCUUUGCUGAAAGAAUAGUAGCUGGGAUUUAUGACCAUUAAGAUAGUUAAACCAUUCUAGUAUCACAUAUGUUUAUCCUCAUAAUUGAAUAUUCAGUUAUGGAUGAUUGUGAUUUUCAUUUAUAGGUAGUUCAGAAAAGCUACCUAGUUGAUUAUGAUGCAAAACUAGGUUUGAGAUUCACUGACCCAACCUUGCAGUAAAGUAGUAGUUUUAAACCUUGGCUUCACGUUAAAAUCACCUUGGAUGCUUUUUUAAAAUUUACAUUUCUAGACCUCAGUAUUUUUUAAAACUCUGGAGAGGAUUACAAUGUACAGCAAAGGUUAUGAACUACUGUAGCAAAAAGUAAAGGCUACAGGCCAAGAAUGUGUGUGAUCAAAGGUGGAGGAGGUGGGGGUGCUCCAGUAAAAAGAUCUGUAUGUGCAAAGCAUUCUAUGUAUUUUCAGCAAAACAGGACACUUUACACUGACUGGACUAGGUGUCCAUUAGUGCCUCUGCCAACCAUUGGAUGUUAGUUAGAGGAUUCUGCCACUUAACUUAUUUGUAUUUAAGUGAAUAUACCAGACAUUUUAUUUAUAUGAGCAAACCAAGUUUUACACAACAUACUUUCGGUACGUAUUAUGACUUUUUACAUUUCUACUUGGAUUUCAUCUCUAGGUCUGAGUUCCCACAAACCUGCAUCCAGGUUCAGGGCCUUUGAUUCUGCACAAAUCAUGUGAACCAAGCGGAUUGAUUACUAGAUGGAUCAGAUCCUUCCCCAGCUAAUAAUUCUCCAUCUUAAUUCCAGCCCUCAAAAUAAAUUGCAGCCUGCCAUUUUCUUUAUGGUUUACAAUAAGGGAGGAGUGACCACCUUUUGUCAGUUUGCUUAGGUUCCUAUUCUUUGGGCUCAUCUCCCAUCUCUUUUCGGUAGUCUUGCCAGAAGUGGUUGGGAAUUCUGAAGCCCCAUUUUCCCAAGUUGCUGAGAGCUAUCAGACCUAGCUGUCCAGAAAAGGGCUCUGUUCCAGGCCUAGUGAUUGUGGUUAAGAGUAGAGCCAGAAAUUCUGUCCUCAUCCUCAAAUGAGACCAACAGAUAUGUAUUAAGUGGAGCACAGUGAUGCAAAACUGAUGGUGAAAUCAUGUACAGUACUCUGGAAGAGCAGGAGAAAGGCUUCAAUUCCUAACACACACGAAGUUACGGACUCAAACACAGCCAUUAAUUCCUCCAGGCUUAUGAAGAGGUGUCUUUGGACAAAGCUAAUUCUUCAUCUGCUCUGGAUCCCCUCCCUUAGGUAGUGGUCCUUCUCCCACAUCUGUCACCUCUCCACUUGCUCUUCCAGUGUAGGCAAUGCAACCUUUCUGGGGUUGCAGCCCCUUUGGGAAUCCAGUGGAGAUUGUGGAUCCUCUUCCCCCAAGAAAUGUAUGUUGCACAUUAAAUCGUGGUCGCUUAGAGGUCAUGCAGGCUCCUUGAAGCCAAUACGUAAAUCUAGGGCCUUAAGCCUAAUCUGGGGAUGCAUUACAUAAUUACCAGUGACUUUUUUUUUUAAGGAGGUUAGGAUAUAAUCUCUUAAGAGUAUUGUCCAGACACAUAACCUUUAAAAUUUGUUUUUCUCUUGGAUUCCUUCCCUCAUCAAAUGAGGGCACCCACUACAUUAUCCCCACUACCUGGGGCACCCAGAUUGAAUGCCCAGAAGGCAUUUCUGCCUUCCUGAGCAUCACUCAUUGAUUAGAAAAGUAUUUUGUGUUUACUUUGUGGUGAACAUCAUGCUAGAUUCUAGAGUGCCAAAGCAAAUGUGGUCUGCUGGCCCUGUUAUGUCUGUUGUGGGGAAAAUAUCAGGAUGCCUAACAUGGUUUACUGAACUCUUAAUCUCUUUCUAGGCUCAUCUCUUCACUUUCAGGCACCUUUUACUGUGGCCUAGAGGCAAGUGCUUGGUCUCCUCUGUGCCUUUGCUCACACUUUUCUUACUUCCUGUAAUACCUCAUCACUACUUCCCACUCAAUCCCCUUCUACUUUUGCAAGCUUAAGUUUCUUGUAAUAUUUGGUUCAAGUUCCAUCUCCGGGAAACCCCUGACUACCUUAUGGCCAAAGGCGUAUUCAGAAGUAUAUUAAUUAAUACAUGUAUACAAGUGUACACGCUGUGUAUCCAGAGGUUUACUUUUUUGCUUUAAAGUGAAAAAUUUGGAUUAAAAAUUGUGUAUAUAAUACAGUUCUCAUAUACUAUUGCAGUGAUAUAUACUAUUAAGAAGUAGAUAGAUAAAUUACCUCAAGGAAAUUAGAAAAUAUAAGUGGUUAAAUGACUUACAGCCAUGCAGAUGGCUAAUUACAGGCUUAGAUUCAAACCACUAUACUCUGGAUAAUAGGAUUAUGGGUUAUUAAAAGGGUUUCUUUUUUAGUAAUUACUGUAUUUCUAUAAAGAGCAAGAGUUUUGUUAAAGAAUAAAUUAUAUUUACAUACCUAAUUUAUUAACUAUAAACCAUAUCUCAAUUCCCCAUUUUGCAGUAUGUUGGAGGAACCCUUCCCUUUCUUUCUCCUUUCCUUUUCCACAUCAUUGUCUCUUUCAUUCUCAAGUCUGAUAAUUCUUAAAUUCUAUUCUGUAACCAGUUAGGAUUUUAUGCUUUGUUUAUUGAUUUAUUUCAACAGUUGUAAGUAAACAGCAUCAACAGUAUUAUGACCAUGUGAAUAUUGUUGACUGCAGAUCUUAGCUUACAGUGUUUAUAUUUCCUUUUGGGAUCAGCUUUUUUUAACUGAAGUUUCUAGUUGCCUUUUUUUUCACCUUGUACUGGUUGCUUUCAGCACACUCUCAGUCAUUUUCAAAUUUUCCAUCCAAUUAAGUACUCUGUUGAGUUCCCUUCUUUUCUCUCUGUGUAGUCCGCUUUUGGCCUCCUGCUCCAGUCUUUGAUGCCCUUUCUGCCUGUUCUGUUGUUACGAAGUUUCUAGUUGCCUUUCUUUUCACCUUGUACUGGUUGCUUUCAGCACACUCUCAGUCAUUUUCAAAUUUUCCAUCCAAUUAAGUACUCUGUUGAGUUCCCUUCUUUUCUCUCUGUAUAGUCCUCUUUUGGCCUCCUGCUCCAGUCUUUGAUGCCCUUUCUGCCUGUUCUGUUGUUACACUGGACUCACUGUUUUCUGGAUUUUGUGUCUCCCUCUUUCUUUGUUUACUUCAUCAUUCUGCUAUAGCGCAUGUCAAGUCUCCUGUCAGGAAAGAGUAUAUGGAAGGCAAAGUUGUUGAGUGUUUGUACAUCUCUCUCUGAUCUCACACUUGAUUGGUAGUUUGACUGGCUCUGGAAUUCUAGGUUGAAAAAUUUCCCUAGAAGUUUGUAGCCAUUGCUUCACCAGCUUAAAGCAUCUACUGCUGCUAAUGAGAGGCCUGAUUCCAAUCUGAUUAUUAUUUAUUUGACAAUCAAUAAAUAGUAUGUACAUUACAAUGAUCUGUUUUCCCACUCCUCUGCCUGGAAGCUUUUAAAGUCUGUUCUUUAUCUUUUAUGUAUUCAAUUUCCUAAUCCUCAGUGGAAUUUUUCGAUCUAGAGACUCAGGUACUCCUACUCUUGGAAAUUUUCUCAUUAUUUAUAUGACUAUUCCCCAUUUCCAUGUGUUUUUUUCCCCUCUGUUUUUGCUCUUUAUGGAGUUCCUGCUAAUCAAAUGUUGGACCUUGUAGAUAGAUCCUUAGCUGCAUUCUUUAUUUCCAUUUCUUUAUCUUCUGCCACUAUGGGAAGAGUACCUUGAUUAUUUUCUAAUGAAUAAUUAAAGUGUCUUCUGUUACAUUAAUAAGAUUAUUUUCUCAGAAAUUAUAGAAAAUAAUCAUAAUAAUAUUAACAGUAACUGGUUUAAUUUCUAAGAGCCUUUUCUUAAAAGUGUCUUCUGUUACAUGAAUUAUCUUAUUCCCUUCAUGCCCCUGCCACUGGGUCCUUUUUUCCCUCUGUUUACCUUGUUUACUCUCAUUAGAGACUUUCCUCAAAAGUGUUGUGAUUCUUACUGACACACACCUAUAUACAUGUGUGUGCUCAUGAAUGUGUCUGAAUUAAAAGUCUAAUUGAGACCUCUGUGUGUAGGAGUGAGAUUUGCUCACUUUUUCCCUGGAGACCCCUAAAGGCCAGAAUACAGAAUGUUUUGCCUUGGGCUCUUACAUUUAAUUAGCAAAAAUCCUCUGACAUUUUUGUCUGGGGUUUAAAUGCUAUUAAAUGGUUUUCUGGAAAUGGGAGGGAAAGCAGUCAAGUGUUAUUACAGACUUCCAGUUAAUGCGCUAUUUUUAGCUCCACUUCUGCCUCCUACCCUUCAUUGUACCUGGGGUUUCAAAAUUCCAAGUCUCUGGGGUUGGGCAGGGUGGGUCAGCGACUUCUUCCAUUGGAUGGCCCUCAGCAAGAGUUCAAACUGUUACUCCCUCCUCCCAGCUUUCUCAGUUACCACAUCAUUCAUUUUCCAUCUUCUGGAAAUUUAUUCCUUUUAUCUCAUUGUUACACAUUUUAACCAUUUUUAUCUGUUGUUAUUUUAGGGGAAGGUUAAACCAUUUUUAAAAGAAUGUUAAACCAUUUUUAAAAGAAUGUUGUUAUCCUUUGAUACAGCAGUACCACUUUUAGAAAGCUAUCUUAAGAAUGAGUAUUUGUACAAUGAUUUAUAAACAUGUCAGUAUUACUCGUUCACAAAAAAUAAGUGACUAACCUAAGUAACAAUAGGGGAAUGAUUAAAUUAUAAUACUGUGGAAUAUUGUGCAACCACUAAAGGUCAUAAUUAAAGGAAUAGUGGUAUGAUAAAAUGCACUUAGUAAUAUUAAAUAAAUAAUGCAAAGCACAAAAUAAACACUGUACAGAGAGCACAUUUUUCUAAGAUGUACAUGCAUAGAAAAGUCUGGAAAGAAAUUGGGGGUUAACUGCGGUUGAAUUUUCUGCAUUGUCUACAUUUUCUAUGAUGAGACUGAAUUACUUUUAUGAUCUGGAGGAGAAAGAAAGAUCAUGGCUUGUUCAAAGUGAUGAGACUUUCUUGUGAAGGGCGGAAUGGGUAGUAGGGAAUAACAGAAUAAGGAUCUGGAGAAAAAAGUCCUUAUUUUUAUCCAUUGUUAGCAUUUUAUGGUUAACAAGACCAAAUAGCAGAUGAAGGAGUUCAGCAGAGGAAUAUAUAUUUGUGACAUUGUACUGGCUGGAGUGUGGAGGCUGAGCUGGUGAGGGGAGAAAGGCAUCCUGAAGACCAUAUUGGCAGCUUUUUUUUUAAGAGCCUAAGAGAGACUGUGGGAUUCUAACCCAGCCACUAGAAGGGGGCCAGAGGAGAAGGAAUAAAUGUAAUGUUUUGAAGAUAAAAUGAGCAAACUUUAAAGGACACAGAAGAUCAAGCAGCAAAUUCCCAAGCCAGAAGGCUGGGCUUCUGUAUCCUGCCUGGUGAGACCUAUGAUGAGAUAAAUGGGGCCAGGCCCAGGUCUGAGAGGUACUGCUUUUCUUGAAGUCUCUGGAGUAACCCUGUCUUCACAGUGGCUAAUGCCUCGCUGAUGUUGGGAAGGGCAGGAGACAAGGGAGGAGACAACCCAAGUCCUAGCAGGCCACUUGGCUAUCCCAGGAUACCUUGACACUGACUAGGUUCCCCAUUUGUGCCAUGUGUGGUUUUCCAGGAUGCCUGUGAUCUCUGGUGUUUUCCCUCCAAGAUUAGGGUUCCCACAAGGCAAGUCCCCCUACUGAACUAAUAGCAAGGUUGUAAUCAUCACUACUGUUAGUUGAGGGGUUCCUGUGUGCCAGGCACCAUACUAAAUGCCAACGUGUUUUAACAUCAUUAAUCCUCACCUGAGGAGGGAAGUUCUCCUAUCCCCAUUUGCAAAGUCAGUAGUCCCAGUCAGGAUUAGAACACCUCUGAUGUACAAGUCUGUGCCACUUUCUCCCACGUACCUUCUCCGUGCACCCCCAGGAGCUCCUCUCCAUGUGUAAAAGUUGUUUGUUAAAUUGAAAGAGCAGUGCUUGCCUGUAGUAAAAAGGUCAGUGGUACAAAAGCAUACAAAGAGUAAGACUCCCUCCCAGUCCACACAACCAGUCUUCUUCCCCAGUGGUAGCUACUGUUAAAUUUCUUGAGGAUCUUUCCUCAAGAUAGUCCCGGCAUUUACAAUCUUAAAUAUCCCACUUAAAAACACACACACACACACAAAAUGAGAGCUUAUGAUACACAGUCUGCACCUUGCUUUUUUCAGUGUCUUGGAGGUGGCUUUAUAUUAGCCUGUAAGAUCUACCUCAUUCCUUUUUCACUGCUUUGUGAUAUUCCAUUGUGUGAAUGCACCAUAAUUCAUACAGUACCCCUGUUGGUGGGCCUCUAGGUUCUUUUCUGCCUUUUGCUAUUACAAAUAAUACUGUGCCAAAUAUCCCUGCACACUGUCCUUGGAUAAACUGAUGAAAUUAAAUGGUAGGUGCAUUUCAUAUUUUGAUAGAAAUUGGAAAUGUAGUUACCAAUGUGUGUAUGAAAAUGCCCAUUCCCCUGAAGCCUCUGUGAAACUCUUGUGUUGUUUCUGAUCUCAUAAUGAAAAAUGCUCUCAUAUUUUAAUUUACAUUUAAUUAUGAGCGAAACUGGGUAUCACAUCUCAUAUUUAAAAGCCCAUGUGUAUUUCUUUUCUGUGACUUGCUUACUUGUGUUCUGUAGCAGUUUUUCUGUUGAUCCUUUUAAUAAUCCAUUUGUACAAACUAUAAAGAAAUUAUCCUUAUCUGC
This is a messenger RNA of Callithrix jacchus (white-tufted-ear marmoset), 11242 nucleotides long. The record is from RefSeq and is a predicted model, not a curated record. Lineage: Eukaryota; Metazoa; Chordata; Mammalia; Primates; Cebidae.